AUGUUCCUUUUCUGUUUCUUUUGCUCUGGCAAACCACCACACUACUCAUUGCCAAAUGUGCUGCAGUACUUCAAAGAUGACCAAGGCUGGACUAAUCUGUUCGCAAAAAAGGCUCCGACCUGGUGGACUCUUCCUUACUGGUGCCAGCGCCAGCCUCCGGAGGGUUCAUUCCUGCGUCUGACUCCGGUGUACGGCACUUCGGAUAAGCAACAAGAAGUAAUUCAGAGGUAG
Protopolystoma xenopodis is the source of this 231-nucleotide messenger RNA. The record is from the annotation of a GenBank genome assembly. Lineage: Eukaryota; Metazoa; Platyhelminthes; Monogenea; Polystomatidea; Polystomatidae.